Messenger RNA from Symbiodinium sp. CCMP2592, 849 nucleotides. The record is from the annotation of a GenBank genome assembly. NCBI's taxonomy places the organism in Eukaryota, Dinophyceae, Suessiales, Symbiodiniaceae.
AUGAAUGUCUCGGAGCAAUUCCGAGCGCAUCGAUCAGAAAGGACCACGGUCUAUGCCGUGGUGUGCUGGGCGGCGGUUUUCUGCGCGUACGCGCUGUGUGUGAAAGCAGCCAUUGCCAAGCUCUCUCCUCCCAUGAGCGAGGCAGCAAAAAGCAAAGGCACUUUGCGGGAUCAGCUCUCGAAGGACAUCGCUGCAUGCAUCGUUGCCAUCACGACGCACACUUUCCUCGGCCCGAUGGCUUUGUACCUUUCCAUCAGCUACAAUGCAGCAGGAUAUCCGGCCUCUCUCUCGCCCUUCUUGCUCGAGGAGCCGCGCAUGGCCGACGUGACGCGGGAGCUUUGGUGCUGCCGAGUUGGGGAGAUGUUCACUGGAAACAUUUUGUACCAGCUGAUUUUCUGGCUCCUGCGCUGGGAAACCGGUAUUGAGAUGCUGCUGCACCACAUAGGUUUCUUCGUGGCUGGGUAUUUGAUUCUGGACUUAACUUGCUUCGGCAAGCUGGCCAGUGGAGCAAUGUCGAUGGAAGUCUCGAGCGUUUUUCUCAGUGUGCACCUGAUGACGCGCCAGAUCGACGGGAAAAGAUGUGCCUUGGUCUCCGACUUGGCGGCCGCGGUUUUCGCGCUGACCUUUCUGGGGAUCCGCAUCUUCUGGUACGGCUACGUGGUGGCAGAGUUCAAUUACACCUGGUUCCUCGAGCCAGAGAAGUUUCCACCGAACAUUUCCAUGGUCAAGGCCUCCGCGGCCCACCUGAUAUUCACUUUGGGCUGGGUCCUGCAGCUCUAUUGGUCGAAGCUCGUUGUGAGCAAAGUGUGGCGCGCAGCUCGGGCCAUGAUGGGCAAAGACUCCGCGUAG